CAUCCUCUACCAGACAGGUGUACAAUCUAAAGAUCUUGUGAAAUAGGAAAAGCAGGGAUCUGCAGGGAUCAGAAAUGAUAAGAUCAAUGAGGCAGGGUUGUAAGUCAAGCAGAGGGUCUGCAGGUUCAGUCUCCAGGCUCAGAGCGGGUUCACGAAAGCUGGACUGCAUUGAGGUACCAUGGACAGCAACAGCACGCCGUGGAGCUCCAGCUCACCUCCUCCAUCCAUCUACAGCGAGGUGAUGACUGUGGUGCCUACCGUCUUCCCACGGCUGGGCUACAGUAUACUUUCUUUCCUCAUGUUCAUCACCACACUUUUAUCUGUUUUUAAUAAUGGUCUGGUCAUCAUCGUGAUCCUGAGAUUCUUUCUUCCAGCCUAUGAACAUUUUAUCCUUAGCCUGGCUGUGUCUGACCUCAUGAUAGGCCUGUGUGGCUUGAUCGUCACUAUCACUAACUACAGGGGCUCCUUCUUUCUUGGCCACUCGGCCUGGUUUUUCAAGGAUUUUCAGGUCAAUUAUUUUGGUCUGGUGUCUCUCUGCACUCUCACUUUGCUUGCCUAUGAGCGAUACCACGUUGUGUGUAAACCAAAGGCUGGUUUAAAGCUGAGCAUUCGGAGAAGCAUCAUCGGGCUUCUGUUUGUCUGGGUCUUCUGCCUGUUUUGGGCUGUGGCUCCAUUAAUUGGUUGGAGCUCUUACGGACCCGAGGGAGUCCAGACUUCGUGCUCUCUGGCCUGGGAAGAGAGGUCAUGGAGCAACUACAGUUAUCUCAUCCUCUACACCAUCCUCUGUUUUAUUAUCCCUGUUACAGUCAUUUUCUAUUGCUACUACAGAGUGCUGAAAUCCAUGAAUAAGCUGAACAGGAGUGUGGAGCUCCAAGGUGGGCGAUCCAGCAAGAAGGAGAAUGAUCAUGCCAUUACUAUGGUCCUGGCUAUGAUCAUAGCUUUUUUUGUUUGCUGGCUGCCCUACACGGCUUUGUCUGUGGUUGUGGUUGUGGAUCCAGAGCUCUACAUCCCUCCGCUGCUUGCCACUAUGCCCAUGUACUUUGCCAAGACUAGCCCUGUCUAUAACCCCAUCAUCUAUUCUUUUUUAUGUCAACAGUUCCGUGAUGCCACGCUGGAGAUGCUGUCGUGUGGCCGUUACAUUCCCCAUGGUCCCACCAGCGUCAGCAUCACCAUGCCCUCCUUCAGUAUCGGGAGCCUGCUCGCUUCCUCAAGCAGAAACAGCAAAACACACAGCAAGGUGCUGCCUCUGUGACUUUUCUCCAGUGAAAAACAAGAAGCUGCUAGGGUUGUUACUGUCAACUGGUGCCUCACUGAGGACACAGACCUGCACAUCUACUGGCCUGUGUCUUUCAGAGAGGUUUUCACGGUAA
This is a messenger RNA of Sphaeramia orbicularis (orbiculate cardinalfish), 1370 nucleotides long. RefSeq names its product parietopsin (gene parietopsin). Gene Ontology annotation, biological process: visual perception; G protein-coupled receptor signaling pathway. NCBI's taxonomy places the organism in Eukaryota, Metazoa, Chordata, Actinopteri, Kurtiformes, Apogonidae. Gene Ontology annotation, cellular component: membrane. Gene Ontology annotation, molecular function: G protein-coupled receptor activity. The record is from RefSeq and is a predicted model, not a curated record.